AUGACUGAGGUCAAUUUGGGAAUUACUGCUGACAUGCAUGUGCAUUUGCGUGAUGGUGCAAUGUGUAAGUUGAUAACGCCAACAGUUCGUUCAGGAGGAAUCGCCAUAUGUUAUGUGAUGCCCAAUCUUGUCCCACCAGUUACCACUAAACAACAAGUCAUCGACUACCAUAACGAACUUACCAAACUCGCUCCCGAAACUACAUUUUUAAUGAGCUUGUACUUGUGUAAGGAAUUGACUCCGCAAUUGGUUGAUGAAAUUAGUCAUUUGAUCCAUGGUAUUAAAUGUUACCCAGCUGGUGUCACUACAAAUUCUGCAUCGGGCGUGGAUCCCAAUGAUUUCAGUUUAUUUUAUCCUUUGUUUGAAGUUAUGGAAAAACGUGGGUUGAUUUUAAACAUACAUGGAGAAAAAGCUCAUAUUUCAAAAGAAGAAGAGGCCAGAGGCGAUAUUGAGGAUGAAAUCAAUGUCAUCAACGCUGAACCUAAGUUCCUUCCUGCAUUGCGCAAGUUGCACGCCGAUUUCCCUAGAUUAAAGAUUGUUUUGGAACAUUGUACAACACAUGAGUCAAUUGCAUUAAUCCGCGAACUAAAUCAGGGCAAAUCUGAAAAUGAUGAGAUUUACGUAUCAGCGACGAUAACUGCUCACCACUUGUAUUUGAUUAUUGAUCAAUGGGCUGGGAACCCGAUAAAUUUCUGUAAACCAGUAGCCAAGUUUCAAAAAGAUCGUCAAGCUUUAAUUCAUGCUGCAACAAGUGGUGAACCAUGGUUCUUUUUUGGAUCUGACUCUGCACCACAUCCAAUCCACAAGAAACAAGUUCAUGUUGGUGUUUGUGCGGGUGUGUAUACUCAAUCAAAUGCCGUGGCUUAUGUAGCCGAAGUCUUUGACAAACAAGGCAAAUUGGACAAUUUAAAGAAAUUUAUCAGUGAUAAUGGGAUCAAGUUCUACAAUUUACGAUCAAAUAUUUUGAACAAGCACAAGGGAGAGAGUGUAUGGUUAGUGAAGAGAAGCAAUAAUGUACCUGAUGUAAUUGGCAAUGGUGAGGUUGAAGUUGUGCCUUUCAAAGCUGGAGAAACAUUAAAAUAUGCUAUUGAAUGGAGAAAGAAUUAG
Messenger RNA from Lodderomyces parapsilosis, 1107 nucleotides. RefSeq names its product dihydroorotase (gene URA4). Lineage: Eukaryota; Fungi; Ascomycota; Pichiomycetes; Serinales; Debaryomycetaceae. Gene Ontology annotation, biological process: pyrimidine nucleotide biosynthetic process; 'de novo' pyrimidine nucleobase biosynthetic process. Gene Ontology annotation, molecular function: dihydroorotase activity. The transcript has a single exon. Gene Ontology annotation, cellular component: cytoplasm. The coding region runs from base 1 to 1107 and encodes 368 amino acids. The record is from RefSeq and is a predicted model, not a curated record.